ACCCACCUAUUCGGUGUGCAUUGUAGUAGUAGUACUUUCUUACUUCGGCUCUGGGGACAGGGGCAUCGACACGGUUGCAUCUCCAAAAUGAAGGAAGCAAAAAUUCCUUUGCAUAUUCUGAGCUCUUCUAGAUGCUACUAGACUCUUCACGAAAGCUCUCCCUCUACUCCACUUUCUGAACCUUAAACCCUGGGUGGCUCGGUGUCAUUGAAGAACAUAUAGCAUCAGCCCAUAGUCACAAGAAAAAUGUUCGGAGUGGUAUUCCCCAACCGAAGCUUCCCAAUCGACAUCUCCAGCUUCACCCAAAUCGACACCUUCCAUUGGAUCCUCGAUAUGAACACCUUCGUUGGUGAGGCCUACGAUCAAAUUCGUGAGAUGUGCAUCUUCCUUUUGAACAACUUCACUUUGCCUCCGGACAAGGCUUUAGCUGUCUACGUUCAGUCCCCUGGCUCACCUUUCGUUUUCUGUGGCGCCGUCACUCUACAACGUCCCUCCGCGGUGCUUUCCCUGCUGUGGCCUGAGGCUGGUGUCCAGAUGCAGUUGACCGCACCUGAUUCUGCCACUCUCUCCGCCAAGAUCGGUGUGUCAGUGGAGGAUCUAGCUGCACUGCCGUCGAUGGAUGUGGCUGCUGAGAAGAAGAUCGAACGGCUGGCAUUGAAAGUUGGGGAGAACUUGUUCAACUUUAUGCAGUCGUUUUGUGGGGUUGAUGGGUCCAAGUUGGUGGUGCCUAUGGACAUUUUGGAUAGAUGGUUUAAGAAAUUUCAGGAGAAAGCCAAGCGUGAUCCUGACUACUUGAAGGGUUUCGCCUUGUAAUUUUCUGUAACUUUCUUUCUCAAGGAACAAUCUCAUAGCCAGUUAUUGUAGCUGCAUGGCUGGCCUCCUUUGUUUUGUUGCAAGUCCCAUCAUCACCCUUAUAGGGGUAAGUGACUUCAGAUGCAAUGCCAUGGUUACGAAUUAUGAAU
Messenger RNA from Theobroma umbraticum, 962 nucleotides. Its product is annotated as hikeshi-like protein. Lineage: Eukaryota; Viridiplantae; Streptophyta; Magnoliopsida; Malvales; Malvaceae. Gene Ontology annotation, biological process: protein import into nucleus. Gene Ontology annotation, molecular function: nuclear import signal receptor activity. Gene Ontology annotation, cellular component: nucleus; cytosol. The record is from RefSeq and is a predicted model, not a curated record.